Osmerus eperlanus (European smelt) is the source of this 5639-nucleotide messenger RNA. RefSeq names its product glutamate receptor, ionotropic, N-methyl D-aspartate 1a (gene grin1a). Bases 444 to 3344 code for a protein of 966 amino acids. The record is from RefSeq and is a predicted model, not a curated record. Gene Ontology annotation, biological process: ionotropic glutamate receptor signaling pathway; regulation of membrane potential; chemical synaptic transmission. The transcript has 23 exons. Gene Ontology annotation, cellular component: synapse; NMDA selective glutamate receptor complex; neuron projection. Gene Ontology annotation, molecular function: NMDA glutamate receptor activity. NCBI's taxonomy places the organism in Eukaryota, Metazoa, Chordata, Actinopteri, Osmeriformes, Osmeridae.
GGCACAGCUGUCAGCACCAAGGACAGCACGCUCAGCUCCGAGCCUCGCGUCAGUGUGAACACUUCAGAGCGGAGCCGCAUAUCCAGCCCACACAGGAACGAAGAGCGUGUAUACAGCACAAAGGGAACCGCUACAGAGCUCGGGAAAUUGUCUAAUUUAUUUUUCAUCCACUGUUACUUAAUCUUCAGAUUGAGAAAACUGCAAUGGAGGAGAACGUGAGCUAGCCUAUCAUUGUUAUGCAAACAGCGGUUGGGGAGUCCUAAUGACUAGAUGCACAUUCCUCCGCAGUGCACAUAAAUCUUCUGUCAAGAAUUUCUACUCUUUAUAGGCUACGGUGGCGUUGUGAUUUCAAUCGAGUCGUGCCACCUAAAAGCCGGUCAAGCCGACCCGCCAACAGGGAGAAAAACUACCGGGAUCCGCUGUACGGUGUGGUCGUUCACACGAUGCGUCUGUUUCUGCUGGCGGUGCUUUUCUCGUGCUCCUGUGCGCGGGCCGGAUGUGAGCCAAAGAUAGUUAACAUCGGUGCCGUCUUGAGUCAGAAAAGGUACGAGCAGGUGUUUAAGGAUGCGGUGACUCAAGCAAACCAGAUAUAUGGGAGAGACAAAUUCAAGCUGACCGCCAUCUCCGUAACUCACAAACCCAAUGCCAUUCAGAUGGCACUCUCCGUCUGUGAAGACCUCAUCUCCAGCCAGGUGUACGCCAUCCUGGUGAGCCACCCUCCCCAGUCCAACGACCACCUGACCCCCACCCCUGUGUCCUACACCGCUGGGUUCUACCGCAUCCCUGUGGUGGGGCUCACCACCCGCAUGUCCAUCUACUCUGACAAGAGCAUCCACCUGUCCUUCCUACGCACCGUCCCACCCUACUCCCACCAGGCCCACGUCUGGUUCGACAUGAUGCGCGAGUUCCGCUGGAACCACAUCAUCCUCAUCGUCAGCGACGACCACGAGGGGCGGGCCGCCCAGAAGAGGCUGGAGACACUCCUGGAAGAGAGAGAGACGAAGAAUAAAAAAAGGAACUAUGAAAACCUCGACCAACUGUCCUUUGACAACAAGCGAGGACCUAAGGCAGAGAAAGUCCUCCAGUUCAGCCAGGAGACUAACUUAACUGCCCUGCUGCUGGAGGCUAAAGAGCUGGAGGCCCGAGUCAUCAUCCUCUCCGCCAGCGAAGAGGACGCUGCGUCUGUUUACAAGGCGGCCCGCUUCCUCAACAUGACGGGGUCCGGUUACGUGUGGCUGGUGGGAGAACGAGAGAUGUCCGGUAAAGCCCUGAGCGAGGCGCCAGACGGUCUCAUCGGCCUCCAGCUCAUCAACGGAAAGAACGAGUCGGCGCAUAUCACCGACGCCGUGGCCGUGGUGGCGCAGUCCAUCCAGGAGCUGUUCGAGAAGGAGAACAUCACGGAGCCCCCCAGGGGAUGCGUCGGAAACACAAACAUCUGGAAAACGGGGCCUCUGUUUAAGCGGGUUCUGAUGUCAUCAAAAUACCCAGAAGGCCUCACAGGACGCGUGGAGUUCAACGACGACGGAGACAGGAAGUUUGCCCACUACAGUAUCCUCAACUACCAGAAGACUCGACUUGUUCAAGUUGGCAUCUACAACGGAACACAGGUGGUCAUGAAUAAUCAGAGGAAGAUCAUCUGGCCGGGCGGAGAGACUGAGAAGCCACGGGGCUUCCAGAUGUCGACCAGACUAAAGAUAGUCACCAUACACCAGGAGCCCUUUGUGUAUGUGAAACCAACUAUGCAGGAUGGUACCUGUAGUGAAGAAAAAGCACUUAAUGGAGUAACUAUUAAAAAGGUGAUCUGCACUGGACCUAAUGAGACCAUCCCAGGACGCCCAAUCGUUCCCCAGUGUUGUUUUGGUUUCUGUGUGGAUCUCCUCAUCAAGCUGGCUGGAGACAUGAACUUCACCUACGAGGUGCACCUAGUGGCUGAUGGGAAAUUCGGAACGCAGGAGCGGGUGAACAACAGCAACAAGAAGGAGUGGAAUGGGAUGAUGGGGGAGCUGCUGGGAGGCCUUGCAGACAUGAUCGUAGCCCCGCUGACUAUAAACAACGAACGAGCCCAAUACAUCGAAUUCUCCAAACCUUUUAAGUACCAAGGCCUGACUAUCCUAGUUAAAAAGGAAAUCCCUCGCAGUACUCUGGACUCGUUCAUGCAGCCGUUCCAGAGCACACUGUGGCUGCUGGUGGGUCUGUCGGUGCAUGUGGUGGCGGUGAUGCUUUACCUACUAGACCGGUUCAGCCCAUUUGGAAGGUUCAAAGUGAACAGUGAAGAAGAAGAAGAAGACGCCCUCACCUUGUCGUCCGCUAUGUGGUUCUCCUGGGGAGUGUUGCUCAACUCUGGGAUAGGAGAAGGCGCGCCGCGCAGCUUCUCAGCGAGAAUCCUGGGCAUGGUGUGGGCCGGCUUCGCCAUGAUCAUAGUGGCAUCCUACACAGCCAACCUGGCUGCCUUCCUGGUGCUGGACCGGCCUGAGGAGCGCAUCACCGGCAUCAACGACCCGAGGCUGAGAAACCCAUCAGACAAGUUCAUCUACGCCACGGUGAAGCAGAGCUCCGUGGACAUCUACUUCCGGCGGCAGGUGGAACUCAGCACCAUGUACCGCCACAUGGAGAAGCACAACUAUGAGUCUGCCGCCGAGGCCAUCCAGGCCGUACGAGACAACAAGCUGCAUGCUUUCAUCUGGGACUCUGCGGUGCUGGAGUUUGAAGCCUCGCAGAAGUGCGACCUUGUGACCACGGGAGAGCUGUUUUUCCGUUCGGGCUUUGGCAUAGGCAUGCGCAAGGACAGCCCCUGGAAACAGAACGUGUCCCUGGCCAUUCUCAGUUCCCAUGAGAACGGCUUCAUGGAAGACCUAGACAAAACCUGGGUGAGAUACCAGGAGUGUGACUCAAGGAGCAAUGCCCCAGCCACACUCACCUUUGAGAACAUGGCAGGAGUCUUCAUGCUGGUGGCCGGAGGCAUCGCAGCAGGGAUCUUCCUCAUCUUUAUCGAGAUCGCCUACAAGCGCCAUAAAGACGCCCGCAGGAAGCAGAUGCAGCUGGCCUUUGCGGCUGUCAACGUCUGGAGGAAGAACCUGCAGGACAGCAAGGACGCUCCAGGGAGCCAGUCGCUGGGGCCGGCCGGGACCCCCUCGUUACCCUCUUCCUCUCUAGAGACACAAGAUGAUAGGAAAAGUGGUAGAGCAGACCCUGAGCCCAAACAGAAAGCCUCUUUUAGGUCCAUCAGUACCAACCUGGCCUCCAGCAUCAAGAGACGUAGGUCCUCCAAAGAUACGCAGUACCCACCCACAGACAUCACGGGCCAGCUCAACUUGUCAGACCCGUCUGUCAGCACUGUGGUGUGAGAGGAAGGAGAGAGAGAGAGGGGGAAGGAGAGAGAGAGAGAUUCGCUCUUCAGAAAGAGAGGAAGAACGCGGUUGGGGAGACGGAGGGAGGUCAUCUCCCAGCUCCCCUCUUUGUGUGGCAGUCGUGGCUCUGCUGAGGAUCUGGACAGACUGCCUCUCCUUAAAAGAACUGGUUUACUCUUUUUGCACCUUUUUCAAGCUGGAACUAGUAUGGCUAAAGGUAGUUCUAGUGUUCCAAGCAUAACACACAGUGACACACUUAUUUUACUGAUAUUUUCACUUUUUCUUCUGUAUUUGUACUCUGCAAACUUAAGCUUAAAUGAUCUAGAUUUGGUCUUAUAGCAGACUUACUGCUGACAUUAUGAUGUAUGAUUUUACCACUUCUUGGUUAUAUCUAGCAACAUUGAAAAUGUUCCUGUUUUAGACAAGCUGUUAAUUAGGUGACUUCUGCGGACAAACAGUUUUGUUGCAGGUGCUUUACAUAUCAUGCUUUAACCUUAUAUUCAGAAACUAGAAACCAGAAGUAUUAUUAUCAAUUUCUCAACUGCAAUGUACAGUAAGACAAUAUAGGAAAAUGGGAUGAAUAUCAUCUUUAAGGAGCACUUUUUAAUAACCAUACAGUAUGUUAACUCCUAUAGAUUUACCUUUGUUAUUCCCUAGCUGAGAAAGAUUUAUUAGCGAGGGUAUGGAUUUGCGUGACUAUAUAAUCCCCAAGCAACAAUAGAUAUGGAAACAUGCAUGUUUUUGUAAAUGCAUAAGAUCAGAUGAGACUUUAAUUGAUGCAUAUUCUCUGUUGUGUUUAAACUGGCAAUGCAGUUCCUGAGACUCCUGCUGUCUCUCUGGCCAGUUGUUGCCACAUUGUGAGCUUCGAUGACAGUAUAUCAUUUAAAACUUUAAGUCUUUUAUAAUUGUUUGACAAACGCAUGUUUGUUAGGUACACUACAGAUGACAUCCAGCAACUCCUUCACUCACUUCAUAACUGUCUGGUUAAAACAUUUAGCUUUGUCUGUGUGUAUUCGUAAAUGGCCAAAUUCCAGUACCUUUAUCAUUGGUUCGUAAAAUUUCUUAACUGAAUCUGAGUGUUAUCCUGAGUGUUCGCGAUUGUAAAUCUUUUGAUUAGACCAGGCUCCUGUGAGACCCGCCCAUAGUUGUUGCCAUGAGAACAUCCUCUGUCUCCCUCUCUUCUCUCUCAGUCUUUCUCAUUUCCAGUCUGAAAGGGUUGCAUCAGGGGGCCUAGUUUUUCACCCAACCAGCACUUGGUCUUUCAUGCAAAACCUCCUCCCAGUGCAGCGAAAGGACAUCCUGUCACUGACUUUGAGAUAUUUUACAUGAAGGAAGCCAAGUGUAUUGAUAACUCAGUUUAACUUGCAGUCCUGGUGAGGGCUGUUAAGUUUUGUACACGUGUCUUGGUUAGUUGCAAAAACUGGCCUUUUCCCAAGCACUGGAGUUGAGAAACAUCUUCUGCCUGUGGAGAGACUGCCAUUCUCCCCUCUGGCAAGGCGUUCCACUGUCCUGUGCCCCCAAGAGGCAUUGCCAUACUAACGUACUGUACUGUUCAAAGUACUGUUCCCUUCAAGCUUGACUGGCACAUGAAUAUUCAGAACCACCAAUUCCAAGCCUUCAUGAAUUUCUUUCAAAGGAACAUGUUUAUAGUAAGGUUUAGAGUGGUUGAAGUUAGCUACUUUACAAGUGUCUCAUACAAAUGAAUUUACUUUUUUUAAUUUUUUAAUUUUUGUAAAGUGACCCAAUAAUUUGUUGGAAUGCUUGAUUUAUAAGUUAUAGCAUUAUAUUGGAGAACCAGACACCGUUUUGUGUAAAAAAAAAAAAAAGAAAAAACCCCACUAAAGCAGAGUUUAGUUCAUGAAUGUGAAAUAUUAUUAUUAUUAUUAUUUGCACUGUUGCUUCUGGUAGUGUUCUCAUUCUGGUCUAUGCAUGGUGAAUAGUGUCCUUUUAUCUGUAUUGGUUCAGCUUUUUGGAUGCUUUAUGAUUAAGGAACAUGGUAAAAGGUUGAAUUCAUACAAAACAUACAGAAAUUUGCCACAUAAAUUUUAAUCUGAUAUUUGUGUUUGGGAUAGGGGAAAUUGUAUUGCACUUGUAUAGUUAAUUAGCCUAUAUAUAUAUGUCGAAUACCAAUUUAUCUUAUUCCUAAACACAAAUACACAAAGAUAUUUGUAUUUUAUCUCCUCAAUUCUUAUUAAGAUGGCAAAACAAUAGGUUUUCUUUCAGAGUAAAUUAUCGUAUUUAUACAAAUGUACCUGUAAAUAAAUACCUACAGUAUUGUACAAAGCAACCAAA